CUGGGGGAGGGGAGAGGAUGGAGGGAGCCUGGGCCCGGAGGCUGUGUCGGACCGGGCACGCUAGUCUAGGCUGGGCUGGGCGGAAGCGAGGACCGCUGUGGGGACGGCGCUUUUUCCUCUGCCCCGCCCCCUGGGACCACCUCCCCUCCCCCCGGCUGUCCGGCGGCCGCGGUCUGGCGGGUCUCCGUUAGUUAGGCUUCCUGAGGCCGUUCUUUCAGGCCUGUUUCUCCUGAGCUGCGGAGAGGCAGUCUAUCUGCCGUUAGAGCAGGCCGCAUCUUAACGCUCAGCUCUACUCGUGGGGAAAAGGCCGGCUGGGAUUCCGGGACUUUCCCGCCAGAGCAGGGUCUUCUCUCAAGGGAGAGCUGUUUCCACCGGGAAGCUCAGCUUUCUAUCACACCUGCUUCACCUCUCGCCUUCCUUGAGACCUGAAUGGUAUUUCUCGGCUACUUCUGCAUCUCACGUAAACAAUUCUCCAACUCUUUUUUACUCUGUGGUAUCUCCCUGAGAUGUGAUAUCGCUAGUGCCACCACCAGAAAGAACGUCUGGACCCUCCUGCCCAGGUUAUGAAAAUCCCCUUAAUUGCCACAGUUUGCUUACCUGGCUCAUCGCCUCCCGGACUUUGUAUCUUUGCUAAAGUCAGUGAUGUGAAAAGACCUGACAUGGAUGAUAUUGCUGAUAGGGUGAGGAUGGAUGCUGGAGAAGUAACAUUAGUGAACCACAACUCCAUCUUCAAAACCCACCUCCUGCCACAAUCAGGUUUUCCAGAGGACCAGAUUUCACUUUCUGACCAGCAGAUUUUACCUUCCAGGCAAGGAAAUUCGGGCCGAUCUUUUACAACAUGUUCCACAAGAAGUGCAGCUUAUAGUCCAAAUUAUUACGCAGGAUUCUUUGUCACCAAGAUGAGAUCUCCUCCCCUAAAAAGACACAACCCUUCCUCAGACAGUUUUCUUGGCUCAGGCGACUUAAGAACCUUUGGCCAGAGUGCAAAUGGCCAGUGGAGAAAUUCCACUCCAGCAUCAAGCUCAACUUUACAGAAAUCCAGAAACAGCCGAAGUCUUUACCUCGAAACCCGAAAGGCCUCAUGUGGAAUAUCAAACACUUUUACAGGAAAGUCAAACCAUCACUGCCACAUGUCUGCGUAUGAAAAAUCUUUUCCUAUUAAGCCUGUUCCAAGUCCAUCUUGGAGUGGUUCAUGUCGUCGAAGCCUUUUAAGCCCUAAGAAAACUCAGAGGCGACAUGUUAGUACAGCAGAAGAGACAGUUCAAGAAGAAGAAAAAGAGAUCUACAGACAACUGCUACAGAUGGUCACAGGGAAACAGUUCUCUGUAGCCAAACCCACCACACAUUUUCCUUUACACCUGUCUCGAUGUCUUAGCUCCAGUAAGAAUACUUUGAAAGACUCACUGUUUAAAAAUGGAAAUUCUUGUGCAUCUCAUGUCAUUGGUUCUGAUACUUCAUCAUCUGGAUCUGCCAGCAUUUUAACUACCCAGGAACAGCGGUCUCACAGUGCAUAUUCCUUACCGUCAUAUACCCCAGAUGUUCCAUUUGGAUCCACAGAUUCUGAUCCUUGCCAUCAACCCCAUCAUCACCACUCUCUUCCACAUCAACCAGAUAAUUUACCAGCAUCAAACACACAAUCUGAAGGCUCAGACUCUGUGAUUUUACUCAAAGUGAAAGAGUCUCAGACUCCAACUCCCAGUCCUGCUUUCUUCCAGGCAGAGCUGUGGAUCAAAGAAUUAACUAGUGUUUAUGAUUCUCGUGCUCGGGAAAGAUUGCGCCAGAUUGAAGAGCAGAAAGCACUGGCAUUACAGCUUCAAAAUCAGAGAUUGCAGGAACAGGAACAUUCAUUACAUGAUUCAGUAGAACUGCAUCUUCGUGUACCUCUUGAAAAGGAGAUCCCUGUCACAAUCUCCCAAGAAACAGAAAAAAAAAGUCAUAAAUUAACUGAUAGUGAAGAUGAAUUCCCUGAAAUUACAGAGGAAAUGGAGAAAGAAAUAAAGAAUGUAUUUCGUAAUGGGAACCAAGAUGAAGUUCUCAGUGAAGCAUUCCGCUUGACCAUUACACGCAAAGAUAUUCAAACUCUAAAUCAUCUAAAUUGGCUCAAUGAUGAGAUCAUCAAUUUCUACAUGAAUAUGUUAAUGGAGCGAAGUAAAGAGAAGGGAUUGCCAAGUGUGCAUGCAUUUAAUACCUUUUUCUUCACUAAGUUAAAAACAGCUGGUUAUCAGGCAGUGAAGCGUUGGACAAAGAAAGUGGAUGUAUUUUCUGUUGACAUUCUUCUCGUGCCCAUUCACCUGGGAGUGCACUGGUGUCUAGCUGUUGUGGAUUUUAGAAAGAAGAAUAUCACUUAUUAUGAUUCUAUGGGUGGAAUAAACAAUGAAGCCUGCAGAAUCCUUUUGCAAUACCUAAAGCAAGAAAGUAUUGACAAGAAAAGGAAAGAGUUUGACACUAAUGGCUGGCAGCUCUUCAGCAAGAAAAGCCAGGAAAUUCCACAGCAGAUGAAUGGUAGUGACUGUGGGAUGUUUGCCUGCAAAUAUGCUGACUGUAUUACCAAAGACAGACCAAUCAACUUCACACAGCAACACAUGCCAUACUUCCGGAAGCGAAUGGUCUGGGAGAUCCUCCACCGAAAGCUAUUGUGAAGAUUUGUCUCAGUGAACAAACACCUAACUCUGGGGGACCAGCCCUUUGUUGUCUACAGCCAGAGACCUUGGAAACAGCUGCUCCCAGCCCUCUGUUCUUGUAACGCCCUUGAUCCUGGACCAGGCCCUGGCAAGAUGCAUUCACAAGCACAUCUGCCUUUCCUUUUGUAUCUCAGAUACUAUUUUUGCAAAGAAACUUUGGUGCUGUGAAAGGGGUGAGGGGCAUCCCUAAGCUGAAGAGAGAGACUGCUUUUCAGUUCUUCAGUUCUGCCAUCUUGUUUUCAAAGGGCUCUAGCCUCAUUCAGUCCCUGAUUAGGUAGGGGACUGAGAAAAGCUUGGGAAGAAUCUUGGUUUCAUGUAAACUCUUGUUGCUGGGCCUUCCUAAGAAGUAGGAUAGGGCAUGGACAAAAGGUAGGGAUGAAAACCACCAGCAUACACAUGCACAUAUACAUACACACUUGAUUUUCAAGAUGUGUGGUCAGGAAUAUGACUGUAAACUGGACUUUGGGGUACAUGCAUAAGUCCCUUCCUCCAGGACCCUUCCUAUUUUUUAUGUCCUGUGCAAAAUGUAACUGCUUCUCUACAAGGCUCUUUUAUCAUCAGUAGCUUUGUCCCAUCCUGAGGCACAGCACACAAGCCCUAGGCAGGCCCCAAAGUCCUGAGCAGUCCUUAAGAGCAGGGGUUUACAUGUGCUAAUAACACAUGCUGUGGGGAAGAUCAACCCAGGGAGGGGUCAGUGGAGCCACAAAGCCCCACUUCUACAGUUGCCUACUUCUGACCAAGAAGAAGGACCUCAGUCUUUAGUAUAAAACUCCAGUGUUGGAUGAGUGCAGGUCUAGUUGGUCUGUGGCUAGUUAGUUUAAAUAUGUUUCUAACCACAGAGGAUUUAAUAUAUAUAUAUAUACAUAUAUAUAUUUCACAGGGAGAUUUUUUUUAAAAAAGAAAAAGACUGAAUGUGUUCACCAUUUAGCCUGUAGAUUUAUUUUCAUUUUUCCAAAUUCCAGCACACAGAGAUCCCAGCCUCCUCUGUGUAGGGGGCUUGUAGACUUCCUAACAGAAUAUUUUGAGGCCUGGAUGAACUUUGGUUAGGGGUAGAGGUUAUCGAUGAAAGUGAGGUUUUUCAGCUGAAAAACGGGUGGAAUUUGGGCUGAUCAACUUGGGAUUUAAAAACUGCAAUUCCUUUUGUUCUUUCUAGCAUCUCUCCCACCCUCUGAGAGCUCCUAUGGCUUAGAUAGUGAAAUGAUCCAAUGCCAGUGUCAUUUUGUACUUAAGUUCCAAAAUAGGAACAUUUUAUACUUUUUUCUGUAUUGUAAUAGGUAGUUUUGUAUAAAAUCUUUUCUCCUCUUCCCUUGUACCCCAUCCUUUCCAGCAUUGUGCUUUCUCCGUGGGCUUAUUUGAAAAUUUUACUCUGUUUUAUACCAGGCUUGUUUAGUACAUUUUCUAUGUUUUACCACAAGUUACAAUUUGAAAAGAAAACUAUUUUUUUUAAAUAUUCCAUUGUUAAUUGAAUGUUACUGUUUCCACUCCAGCAACCAGUUGUCCUAACUUUUUCAUAACUGCCUGCCUUUUGGGGGAAGACCACCUUUUGUGUGUUUGUUCUCUUUUCUAUCUCUUGCUCUCCCUCUCUCUCUCUCCCUCCCUCUCUCUUUCUCUGUCUCUCUCUGUUUUCUAUAGGAAAUAAAUAGCUUUCUAUAUAUGAGUUGCUGGGACCUUUCACAUUCUCUUUUAGAAAGCUAUGGCACGCAGACUCAAUGUAGGACUCCUGGAAUAUUGUCUGAUUCUUGGUACUUACUGUAUUUAAGUGACAACUUGAAAGGUGGCAAUAUGUGUAUAUUUGAACUAUAAAUCAAAAGACUUAAGUUUUUCAGGCUCUCUCACCAUUGUCCGGGAGCUUAUACAAGAUAGUUCUCUGUAUUUAUUGUUUGUUUAUUUAGAUAACAUCUGUCUUGUCUUUCUCAGAGACUUUUUGUACAGACCAAAGCAACAAAUAUUUAUUGCCAUGUAUAGCAGAAAAUGAAACAUGCAACAAAAGCACUUUGCAAAAUAUAUAAGGAAUUACAGAGCCUGUCUGAACUUGCCCCCACUUUCUCCAGUGCAGUUUUGUACAAGGUAGAAGUUAGUGAUUCUGAGGCCACCCUACCUCCCAGAACUGGUAGGAGUGGGCCAAGGUAUGGCUCAGGGUGGCUCAGUAGGAGCCAUAUACAGACUUCUAGAAUGGACCAUUCAUCCAAGAGAGCUAACCUGCAAGAGCAGGACUAGUGUAUGGAAACCUUCUUAUAGGGCUGAGCUUUGAUAACCAGAACUAAAAAAAUAUGUUUCUACAUUCAUGGCUUAGGGCCUGUUACCAAGAUCUUGUUUUACUUACUUUAAACAUACUGUUUUUAUUUUCUCCUGUCUUUCCCUUUCCCCUAUGCUGAGUGCUCACAGUCACCUACUCCCCUUUAAUAAGGGAUGUUUGAAGGAUAAACAUGAGAUGCCAUAUAUAGAUCCUUCACAGAUGCCACAUUUCCAACAAUCAUUCCUGAACCUUAGACAAAGAAAAUUAGACUGUUCUUGCCCAUCUGAGAACACAUGGUAUGAGGCAGGAAGGCUAGUUUUUAUCCUGUUUGGGACACUGUUAUUCCAAGACGUCCUGUGUAGAUUGACUGUAGGAGUACUUUUUCUUCAUCUAGCCUGGAGACUGGUGUCAGUUUACUCCUCUGUGUUUGAGGUACUUCACACUUCUAUGUGGCAUCAGCUUCUUAAGCCACUGUAAAAUCAUACUAGUAUCUUCUAUCUACUACCUCCAGUACUGUUAGCCCUAAGUUUUGGUGGUCCUGGAAUAGAAACAGAAAACCUGAAAAAGUACUUACCAACCCCAUCCCACAGCCUGCCCAUUAUUUUACAUGGUCCAUGAAAGGCUGUGUUAGGUACAGAGAGGGAGGACUCAUUAAAGAGCAUCAGUGUUUGUUAUAUCUUAACUUCUGGUCCAAUGCCAUCCCUCUAGCUCUGAAAAUGCCAGAGUAAGAGAAAUGACGGACCCUUGGGGUUUAUCUUUUCCCUUGUUCCACGUGGAUGGGCUAAAGUAAGAUGGAGUGAGAUGUGUUCUCUCUGGGAGAUCAUAUAUUGAAAUGAGUCAGAAAAGUGUUAGGCUCUCGGGCCCUGUUAAAGAAGCUACAUGCUAAGCUCCUGGGAAAGAUGCCAUAUCUCCCUGCCCAGGAGCAAUGUAGUCACAGCUUCAAAUUCAUCCCAAAAUUUGGAAUGGGAUAACUAAGCUCAGCUCAAUAUCCUUCCUUAGAGUCUAGGUUCUUAUUACACCUAUGCUGAACUCUAACAACUGUUGUGAAGGACAUAUAACUACCAUUCUUUGGAAAUAGAGAGGGAAAUGUCACUCAUUAAAAGGAGGGAGAAGUGAUGCACACACACAUCCCUGUGAGAAAGUUAAGAGAAACCAGGGAACUUUGAGCUUAAAGGUGAACCUUGAGGAAAUAUUAGUGCAGGCUUCCUCUCUGGUCUGCCGGGAAGAUGAUGGGAAUAAUUGCAGUUGUGUGGGUGGUUGGACCAGAUGUCCAGGGCCUUGUUAAACUCCAGGAUUUUGAAAUGGAAUUAAGGGAUGUAAUGGUCACCAGGAAUAGAAACCUGUCCAAGUAGAGGUUUAUGUCAAAAUUUAAGGCCAGAUGUACAACUGGCUUGGUUUUAGAAUUAAGAUAUACAUCAGAGUAGCCUUCCUAGUCAUGUUAUCUUAAAAUCUCUUAUCUGGAGGUCUGUCAGGGAAUAAUAUGAUUCCCUGUGGUGUUUGUGCUAGCAUCCACCUUUUACAUCAGGAAUGGACUAGACGUGAAGCUACUCAGAACAGGUGAAUGAUUUGUUGCUUCUUUCAAACUAGGAGUACAAGCCGCUGCUUUCUGUCCUGCCAGUGCUGAGGUGGGGGUCAAAUCAAUUGAACACUGAUUUGAAUGACAAGAUUGUGGAAGUAGAAGGAAGAAGGACUACUCAUGGCAGGCUGCAACCUCCUUUGUUUUCCCAAACAUUUCUUCUCUGAUCUUAAACCCCCAGUGCCCUAUUCUGCCUUUGACAGAAACAAUUUCCAUGCCUUAUGGAACAUUCCAGCUCCAUCCCCAGGGGCUUAUCAGUACUUAUUCUAACCACACAUCUUCUGUUUAAUCAUUUGGUGGGGUUUUUUCUCCAUUCUUUUUAUUGCCAAAGAGAUUUUACAGUCAGUCCUUUCUAGAAUGAGACUCCGGGGCUGUUUGGUCCUAUAAUGGCACUUACCUGGAACUUACAGGGCAUCCGGUAGGCUGGGUGUUUUCCUAAGCAUGUAUUUAAGCACUGAGCUUGGGGAUCCGUGAAAUAUGGAAUUAAGAGAUAUUUGACCAAGGAAAUAAAAACAUCUAUACUCAGGGUCUCACAGUCUGUACAGCAUAGUUUGGCUUAUUUGGGAGGACAAUAAUUGGACAUCCAAGUGAUGCACCUUAUGGAAAGGUCAGUCUCAAGACAGUGCAACAUGAAUCUGGGAGUGGAUGGUGGGGCAGAGGUGGAGAUAAGUCAGGGAUGAUGUUGCCUUUAUCUGCCCAUCUAUGUGUGACUCUCCCUAGUUUUUUAAAAGCUGUUUUAUUUAAAAAUAAAUUCUGUGGAUUUUGCCUCCUU
This is a messenger RNA of Marmota monax (woodchuck), 7265 nucleotides long. It is a transcript of the gene Senp1, whose product is annotated as SUMO specific peptidase 1. Lineage: Eukaryota; Metazoa; Chordata; Mammalia; Rodentia; Sciuridae. Gene Ontology annotation, molecular function: deSUMOylase activity. Gene Ontology annotation, biological process: protein desumoylation. Gene Ontology annotation, cellular component: nucleus. The record is from RefSeq and is a predicted model, not a curated record. Bases 564 to 2639 code for a protein of 691 amino acids. The transcript is spliced from 19 exons.